Messenger RNA from Rattus rattus (black rat), 4974 nucleotides. RefSeq names its product speckle-type POZ protein-like. The transcript has 4 exons. Bases 734 to 1153 code for a protein of 139 amino acids. Gene Ontology annotation, cellular component: cytoplasm; nucleus. The record is from RefSeq and is a predicted model, not a curated record. Gene Ontology annotation, biological process: regulation of proteolysis; proteasome-mediated ubiquitin-dependent protein catabolic process. Lineage: Eukaryota; Metazoa; Chordata; Mammalia; Rodentia; Muridae. Gene Ontology annotation, molecular function: ubiquitin protein ligase binding.
UUAAGUUAUACAAAAUGAUAUCAUUUAUGUUCCUAACAUCUUGACUUCACAAAAUGACCAAGAUGGUUUCUGAAAUGUUGAUACUUCCUGUUUCCUUUACCUUAAAAGAGAAUUGGACAUAAGGACACAGAAAUAUAAAAGCAACUGGUCUUAUUUGUAUGGGAGUAUGUCUCAAGUAAGCAUAGCUGUCCUAACCAGUAAAUAACAUCACCUGGCAUUUUGCAAAAGCAUGUCUUUUCAGCUAGUAAGCUUUCAUUACAAGUAUUUGUAGUCUCUUCUUCCACUUAAAAACUUUGAAUAGAAUUUGUGGCUGUAAAGUUUAGGUACUCAGGGAAAGCCAGCAACUGUCUUCUGAAACUGUGUUCAGAAACUUACACAGAAGUAUUUUAUUUGAACUGCAGUAUUUUAUUUGUCUUUUUUUUAAUUAGGAGAAAAUGUGAAGCUUCCCACAUAGUAAUGCUUACCCUGGUUUUACUAUCCCUGCAUUUACUCUCUGGCUGGUCAUAUCUCUUACUCAGUGUAUGCUUUUGUUGUUAACAUAGCCUAUACUAUAGUUUGGAUGAUUAACUUAAAAUAGAUUUAACCUCAAUUUUAAAAUAGAGUUUGAAAUGUUAUGUUUUUAACAAAGAUUCAUGUGGAAUUGUAUAUGUGUACCUGUUCCUAAUUUUUUUGUUCUUUUCAAUAAUAGAAUCGAGUGGAAAUAAAUGAUUUAGACCCUGAGGUUUUUAAAGAAAUGAUGAGAUUCGUUUACACAGGAAAGGCACCAAAUCUUGAUAAAAUGGCUGACAACUUGUUGGCAGCUGCAGAUAAAUAUGCACUGGAACGGCUGAAGGUCAUGUGUGAAGAAGCUUUGUGUAGUAACCUCUCAGUAGAAAAUGUUGCUGAUACCCUUGUCCUUGCAGAUUUGCACAGUGCAGAACAGUUGAAAGCCCAGGCAAUAGACUUUAUUAAUAGGUGCAGUGUUCUUCGACAACUUGGGUGUAAGGAUGGGAAAAACUGGAACAACAACCAAGCAACUGACAUAAUGGAAACAUCGGGGUGGAAGUCCAUGAUCCAGUCUCGUCCUCACUUAGUGGCCGAAGCCUUCCGAGCGCUUGCUUCUUCACAGUGUCCACAGUUCGGUAUUCCACGCAAAAGGCUAAAGCAGUCUUGAGUCUUCGACAGACAAUAGAAAGGUCCCGAAGGACUCCAGUACAAACCAUAAGCAGCAGUUGUUUCUGUCUCUUGUCCACAGAGCAGGAGCUGGAAAAUUUGCUUGCUUUCACGUGGAUAAUUUAUGGUUUAUACUUCAGCUUUAAAUCUGACUAAUUAACUCACUUCAAGGCCUUAAAUUGUCUUCAGUGACUUCUCUUGUUCAUAUAAUAGUUUUGUUUUGUUUUGUUAUUGUGCCUUGUCAGUUUGCCAAGGCCAUGCAGGAUUGCACUAGCUCCACAAUGCAGUAAUAUUGAUAACUGAUAAUACUGGGUUUCAAAGGAUCUUCCAUUAUUUUAAAAACAAAAGAAUUUUAUAGGUUUUGUUCUAUGUGAUCUCCAAGUAUCAAACUAGGUUCUUUUGGAUUUGGAGAUUGCCAGAGGCACCUCCAGUCUCAGUUGUGUAGACACUAAAGAGCCUGUUACCAUCUAGGUAAAUGAUGGCCAUACACUGCUCUGGUUUUUUUUUUUUUUUUUUUUUUUUUUUUUUUUUUUUCAUUUCAAGGCAGGUAAUGAGUUGAUCUAAAGUUUUAGUAAUAUUUGUAGUGUUUGUCUAUAUAUUAACUGCUCAAGAAACUGGGUUUAUGCACAUUUGUAAAGAUUGAAAAAUAAUGUUAAGAUUUCGAUAAAAAGAAAGCAUGGCUUUUGUUAAUAUUUUAAAUUUAUAAUGACUUUCAUUUGAAAGAAAAAUUCAAUAGGCGUUUAAGUCAGGAUGACCAGUGUACAUGUAAUGAGCGGGCCAAUUAAGAAAGGUAUAUUUGCACUUUUAAUGUGGAAGUUUUCUAUGAUGAAUGGUACAUAUAUUUUUUUUAGGUGGAUUAAUAAGAUUUUAAUUAUGUUUCAACAUUUAAAAGAAGUUUUUAUGACAUAUGGAGCCCAACUUGGAUAUUCAUGAUAAUAGAUAAAAUUAUGCUUGAUUAGAUUUCAAAUUAUUAUUAUUUGAGUUUAUUUUAGCUUUAUCACAUUUGGGGAAGGCACCUAACAGUAAAUGAGCCCCAUAUAGUCUGCUUCUUUUCAAAGGAAUUAACAGAUACUUGCUUGUGCACGCUGUGUGGGGAAGCAGAGUGAGUAUGUGCAACCACACUAGGGAUUUUUUCUCCUCGGUGGCUCAGUUGCUAACAUGGUAGAUUAUUGAAAUUUUGCAUAAUGUCAACAGCAUAAAUGUUUCCUGUUAACUGUUUUAAGUGAACCAGUUUUUUAUUGUUAUUAAAGUUUAGCUUUAAACACAAAAAUAUUUUAGUAGUUGGGAGAUCUGUUGUGAUGCAUUGUUCUAGAGAAGCAGGAGUGGUCAGUGUCAGAUCAUUGGUGACUGAAGCACUGAUGAUAUGCUCUCUACAUAAAGAUAGAGCAUGUUACUGGAAAAACAGGUAUAUGUACCUGUAUUUUGCAUAUAUAGCUUAUUCCCUGUAUUAAAUUUUACAUACUUUGUUUAUUUAGUUACAAAAUUCAGGAAAAAAGCAUAUUGUUUUAAAAUAGACAUUUUUAACUAUAGCUUUUUAGCUGUUAACUAAAGCAAUCUUAAAAUACAUUGAGAAAAUACUGUCAAAUCAUUAGUUAUCAAGAGAAAACAAAGAUUGUAGUUUUAGAUAUUUUAGUUUUGAUUCUUUGUUGUGUUAAAAUGGUAAGAUUAUUUGGGAUAGAGGAAAAAUUUUCAAGUGACAGUGGGCUUUACCCUAUAAAAGAAUCAUGAUGAGCAAAAAUUUAUUCCCUUAAUUUCAUCAUAAAACAAGUCCUGUUACAUUAACAGCACAAACUUCUAAACACAUAUAUACACACUUUUAAUACAAGAUAUUUUCAUGGUCUGACAAAAAGCAAAGAUUCCACUCAGCUGGUGGAAUACAUUGUCACAUAUCAUAAAAACACUGUACAUAUGUACAACGUAUGUAAAUUGAUUCAUUGAUUUGGUCUAUAUUUCUAACCAUGGUGAAAUCAGUAGUAAUGCCAUAUAAUAAACAUUGUAAAUGUUGAUUGAUAAUGUUCAGGAUUUUCUUAUACAGGCUUCUGGUUUUACUUUGCUAACAUAUUUUCUACCAAAAAAAUUCAACACUGUGCUCUAUAAAUACCAGUGUUUGCUGAAAUGCCCACAUUUUAGAUGGUACCUACGCUCACAGAAUCAUACAAUCUUUUCUCUCUCUCUUUUUUUUAAUGUGUAUUUUAGUAGUUUUGGUUCUUGAGUGUGUGGUAAAAGGCUGUUUGCAUUUUCCUCAUUCACUCAUUUUUAAACUAUCUAUAUAAAUACAACUUGGGUAUGAUUUUUGCUUAAUGCAGUCUUUGUGCUUUAAGUUACCAGUUUGCUCCUCUUACCUUCUAGUCACCUAAACAAGGCUUUUCUCAGAACACAAUGACUGGUUUUAAAUACUAUAAUUUAAAAAUGUAUCUAUUAGAAAACUGUUCUUUAGAGUAAGAUUUAGAAAUAUGGUAUUUGUGCCUUUUUUAUUGUUUUUCUUUUAAUGUGUUUUGAUAUUUGGAGCACAAAUAUAAAGGUGCCAUAAGAUGGCUUGCUAAUGUUACCUCCUUAAAUAUUUUCUAUGUUACUAUCUUCAAAUAAUAAUUGGAGAACCUUGAACGAAAUGUGGUUCUUUGUGUGAGAUAUGUAUGUGUUUGUAUUUUCUUAAGCUGUGUGAAAUAUGUUUAAGAGUGAAUUUAUGAAAAUAGAACUUAGUUAAAUAUGCGUGUACUUUAUUUAAAAAGACAGUAGAUUGCCAGAAGACAGUGUAAUCCUCAAAAAUGUGACCAGCAUUCUACAUUAUAAAAUAGGAAAAUAGUGCUGUUUUACAUUAUCAAGAAUAAUUAAAUUUUAAAAAUAGUUGCUUUAAAUAUUUUAAAGUGUCAUGAACAUUAUUAUUUUAUUUUUUAACUCGAUCGAAUUGAGAGUUUAAAUUUUCAGAAAUAUUAAUUUGUUCAUUUAAAGCUUUAUUCAUGAAUUUUAAGUUGUUAUGUGAAAUUAUAGAUAAGGGCCUCAAGUAUGGCUCAGUGAUAGAUAGUGUGUUUAUGAAUAUUUGUGAUCCAUGUGUUGGAUCCAUAGCAAUACCAACAAACAAAAAGAUGGGAUCGUAGAUAUGAUUCAUUUAGAAAACAGAAGCAAAGACUUGGGUAAGUUUUAUGAAAAUCUAACGCAGCAGUUUUACUACAAGUCACAUGUUCAUGAAGAGGUGAAGUAAUCUCUUUUGGUCAUGUCUGGUCUUUGAUGGUUACAAUGGAAAUAUUUGUUGUGUUCUUUAGAGAGGUGAGUGGGUGAGUGAGUGGGUUUCAGUGUUCCCAGAAAAUAAAUACAGCACUUUCAGCACGUAUGAGAGUAUUUUACAAAGCUUUUUAUGUAGAGAAUGUGAGCUCCAACUAAAGUGUUCAUGGAAUGAUGUAAGUGUUGGCUAUGUCAAUCUGAAAUAAUACUGAGUGCCUCCAAUGUAAGACUUCUUUACUAGGAAUGAAAUCAUACUGUAUCUUCUGUUGUUGUAUGUAAGUUUAUAUCUGAGAAGUAAUACUUAUUUUUAAAUAUUUUGUUAGUAAAGCUUAUUAUAUACUGUAAUCUAACUAGUAAUUUAGCAUUGCUUACAAAUGAAUUGAGCCCACUUUUUUGAAAAUAAAGUUCUGCUAAAAUUAUUUAAGUUCAGAAGGAAGUUGACUUUUAAAACUCAGACCUUUAACAUUUAAUCUUUCUGGCCUUUAUUUAAUCCAUUUGAUGUUUUAUGAUGAGAUACACACUAUUUGUGUUAUUGUUGGAAAUAGAUUGUGUGUUUCAGCACGUUGAGUUAAAAUAAAAUUGUUACUACUUAUUUAGAAUUAA